AUGUCUCAUCCAUAUAGGACACAUCUAAACAACAGUAUUGGAGAUGACAUUUCACGUUCCAAGUCGCCACUAAAUCUAGAUCGGUUAUCUGAUUCUGGCAGUAUCAAUCCCCACCAAGUGUUAUCGAAUAAACAGACCACUGCAAACAUAAAAAAACCUCAUCCUUUUUUGCAGCACUUACCACAAGAAGUUUCCAAAUCCUUAGAGUCGUUGCAUUUAACGUCCUCUAAACAGGGCUCCUUCGAGUCAACAUCUAACAAUAAUUUUCCCUCGAGUGGUUCGACGACAUCAAAUAACUCAACCCAUUCUCUAAAUACCCAUUCAAACCAAAAUUCAGUAACUCAACUGAGUAGCAUACGUGAAAUGCUCAGUGACAAUUCUUCCAAACUUUCUCAAAAUUCGUCCAAAAGUUUAAUAGCUUCUAAAUCAACACAAGAUUCUUCGUUAUCAAAGUUCAAUCGUAAUGAGACUCACAAUGCUAAUCUCAAACUACCAGAAGUUUCUCUCAACCAAGAUGAUGAGAUUUGCUUGUCUUCCUCCGAAAAUAUUGUGAAGGAAAAACUUGUGGAACGUAUCCCGAAAAACAUAAAAAAGCCUGUUAAAUCGAUUCUGAAAAAUUCAUCAAAAUCACCUUCACCUUCUUCCUCUAUUCUUUCAUCUGCUAGUAACCACAACCACAUAAAAGAUAAUGUCAACAAAAUUCAAAUUACUAAUAAAACUGAUGAUACCAAUAACUGUAAUGAUAAGGAUAAACAAAAUCUUCUUAACACUCUACAGAACACUGGUAUCGAGGAUCGGUUGCCGUUACCUGACAAAUCACACUUGAAGAUUUCCAAUCCCUUAGGCAAUGAAGCAAAAGACACUUUCCUUCCUCAUUUGCACGAAAGGACAAGAUCGACCGCAAACUUGAUUCAUCCCGUUCUUAAUUCUCAGGUCAAACCAAUUCAGCAGCUGACCGAAGAGGGCACCAGCCAGGAAAGGGAUGUUAUACCGAACUCAUUAUCAACUACUACGGUUAAUCUCUUACCUUUAGAGAGAUCCAUCGAUCUAUAUAGACAAAAUGCCAGGAAGAUGAAGAAUAAUCCCGAAGUUUUAUUUUCGUUUGCACAAGUUCUGAUUAUGACAUCACUAUCAAAAAGAACUGAAAAUCCUUUGUCUGACAAGGAAAAACAGAAGCUAUUAGAUGAAGCGUGUACUGCUUUGAAAAGGGCAGCCAAACUCGGCUAUAUUGAAGCACAAUAUUAUUUGGGUGAUGCAUAUUCUGUCGGCUUAUUCAAUAAAGGUAAGCCUGAAUUGGGUAAGUCUUUAACAUACUUUGAAACUGCAGGUAAGUCCAAACAUGCUGAGAGUGCUUAUAGAACAGCCAUUUGUUACAAGAAAGGUUGGGGUUGCACAAGAGAUGCACGUAAGGUUGUGAAAUUUCUAGAGAUUGCGGCAAUGAAUAAUCAUCCUGUUGCAAUGAUGGAAUAUGGUAUAUACGCAUUUCAUGGACUGAUGGGCUUUCCUGAAGAUGUCAAUACAAAAAAAUCCGGUAUUAGUUGGUUAAGAAGAGCAACCGAAUGUGCAACUGAACUUAGUUGCGGGGCCCCAUAUGAACUGGCAUUAAUUCACAUCAACGGUUUUAAAGAUAUUGUCAUUAAAGAUACAAACUAUGCGGUUAGGUUAUUAUUUCAAGCUUCUAACCUGGGGCAUGCCAAAUCAGCUGCUUUAUUGGGCAAGUUCUAUGAGAUUGGUGACAUUGUUGAGCCAAAUGCAGAUUUAUCCAUUCAUUUUUAUAAUAUAGCCGCAAGUUUAGGUGAUGUAGAUGGUAUGAUGGGGUUAUGUUCGUGGUAUUUUGUUGGAACAGACCAUUUGGAACAAGAUUAUGAUGAAGCAUUUGCAUGGGCUAAACGUGCUGCAGAAAGCCAUAAGUAUAAAAAGGCGAUGCUGCUACUUGAAAAGUUUUAUGCGAAAGGUAUAGGGUGUGAUGUUGAUAUGGCUAAAUCUAAAUAUUGGGGUGAUUUGGCAAAGGAAAAAGAGAAAAAGAAAUGA
Molecule: messenger RNA, 2031 nt
Organism: Pichia kudriavzevii
Lineage: Eukaryota; Fungi; Ascomycota; Pichiomycetes; Pichiales; Pichiaceae
Exons: 1
Coding region: 1-2031 (676 amino acids)
Molecular function (GO): protein binding
Source: RefSeq, a predicted model, not a curated record